This is a messenger RNA of Phacochoerus africanus (Common warthog), 2617 nucleotides long. It is a transcript of the gene CD248, whose product is annotated as CD248 molecule. NCBI's taxonomy places the organism in Eukaryota, Metazoa, Chordata, Mammalia, Artiodactyla, Suidae. Bases 30 to 2339 code for a protein of 769 amino acids. The transcript has a single exon. Gene Ontology annotation, biological process: cell migration. Gene Ontology annotation, molecular function: calcium ion binding; extracellular matrix protein binding; extracellular matrix binding. Gene Ontology annotation, cellular component: extracellular matrix; external side of plasma membrane. The record is from RefSeq and is a predicted model, not a curated record.
CUGGGCCCGGCCAGUUGGGGGGCGUCGCGAUGCUGCUGCGCCUGCUGCUGGCCUGGGCCGCGGCGUUGCCCACGCUGGGCCAGGCCCCCUGGGCCACCAAGCCCCGCGCUGCCUGCAGCCCCGGCAGCUGUUAUGCGCUCUUCCCGCGGCGCCGUACCUUCCUGGAGGCCUGGCGGGCCUGCCGAGAGCUGGGGGGAGACCUGGCCACACCUCGGACCCCGGAGGAGGCCCAGCGCGUGGACAGCCUGGUGGGCUCCGGCCCGCCCAGCCGGCUGCUGUGGAUCGGGCUGCAGAGGCAGGCCCGACAAUGCCAGCCGCAGCGCCCUCUGCGCGGCUUCACGUGGACCACGGGAGACCAGGACACGGCCUUCACCAACUGGGCCCAGCCAGCCACAGGCGGGCCCUGCCCGGCCCAGCGCUGCGCGGCCCUUGAGGCGAGUGGCGAGCAUCGUUGGCUUGAGGGCUCGUGCACGCUGGCCGUCGACGGCUACCUGUGCCAGUUCGGCUUCGAGGGCUCCUGCCCAGCGCUGCCCGUUGAGGCGGGCCAGGCCGGCCCAGCUGUCUACACCACACCCUUCCACCUGGUCUCCACUGAGUUCGAGUGGCUGCCCUUCGGCUCCGUGGCUACCGUGCCAUGCCAGGCUGGCAGAGAAGCCUCUCUGCUCUGCGUGAAGCAGCCUGACGGUGGUGUGGGCUGGUCGCGAACUGGGCCCCUGUGCCCAGGCACCGGUUGCGGCCCGGACAAUGGGGGCUGUGAACACGAGUGUGUGGAGGAGGCGGAUGGUCGGGUGUCCUGUCGCUGCACCGAGGGCUUCCGGCUGGCAGAGGACGGGCGCAGCUGCGAGGACCCCUGCGCCCACGCCCCAUGUGAGCAGCAGUGUGAGCCUGGAGGGCCCCAGGGCUACAGCUGCCACUGUCGCCUGGGUUUCCGGCCAGCCGAGGAUGAGCCGCACCGCUGCGUGGACACGGAUGAGUGCCAGAUCGCGGGUGUGUGCCAGCAGAUGUGCGUCAACUACGUCGGUGGCUUUGAGUGCUACUGCAGCGAGGGCCACGAGCUUGAGGCUGAUGGCAUCAGCUGCAGCCCCGCUGGGGCCAUGGGUGCCCCAGCUUCCCAGGACCUUGGUGACGAGCUGCUGGAUGAUGGGGAGGAUGAAGAAGAUGAAGAUGAGGGCUGGGAGGCCUUCGAUGGUGGCUGGACCGAGAUGCCUGGGAUCCCGUGGAUGGAGGCCACGCAGUCAUCUGACUUCGGCCUCGCCUAUAGACCGAGCUUCCCGGAGGACGGAGAGCCACGGAUGCCCUACCUGGACCCCACCUGGCCACCUCCACUGAGCGCCCCCAGGGUCCCCUACCACUCCUCAGUGCUCUCUGUCACCCGGCCCGUGGUAGUCUCCGCCCCACGCCCCACGCUGCCUUCUGCCCACCAACCCUCUGUUAUCUCUGCCACUCGCCCACCCCUGGCUCCUGCCCCUCAGCCCCCUGUGAUGCCUGCUGUACAUCCAGCUUUACCCUCUGACCACCACUUCCCCAUGAUCUCCGCCAACUAUCCAGAGCUGCCAUCUGCCCACCGACCCCCCACUGUCUCUGCCAUGGACCCGGGACCGACCCCUGCUCAGCAGCCCCCAAUUAUCUCAGCCAAAUAUCCCGAACUGUCCCCUGCUCACCAGUCUCCCAUGUACCUGGAUAGCCAGGUCGUUGAUUCCCAGGCCACCACUCAUUUGCCUCGAAUUCCAGCUAUCCACACCUCUCUGGUCACCACCUCCAGUCCCCGUGAACCCCCUGUGACCCCAGAUGUCCCCGUCCUCAGAGCCCAGACCACCCACCUUCCCAUGACUUCCUCUGUCCAGCCUCCUCUGACCACUACCUCCAGGUCCCCUUUGCCCCCUGCCCCUCAAGUCCCGGUACCUGCUGCCACCCACCCCCCAGCCUUCCACACUCCCUCUCCCCCUCAGAGCCCCACGAACCAGUCCUCCCUCAGCAGCUCCAUACAUCCCCAUUCCAAAGCCCCACACGUCCCAAGGGAAGGGGCCCCUGAUCCCAAUCUGGCCCCAUGGCUGCCCUCAGCAGCCCCCACAGCCCUGGGGGAGGCCAGCUCAGCAGGCCGCAGCCGGAGGGAUGAUCGGUGGCUGCUGGUGGCACUCCUAGUGCCAACAUGCGUCUUCUUGGUGGUCCUACUUGCACUGGGCAUCGUGUACUGUACCCGCUGUGGCCCUCACGCGCCCAAUAAGCGCGUGACUGACUGCUAUCGCUGGGUCACCCACGCUGGGAGCAAGGGCCCUACGGAACCCGCGCCCCAUCGGGGCAGCCUCACAGGGGUGCAGACCUGCAGAACCAGCGUGUGAUGGGGCGCAGCCCCCCCCCAUGCGGGGUGGGGGGAAGGGGCACGCAUUGGACACACAGCCCAGGCUGCACCAGGGACCCACGGGGGCUGCCCAGCUGGACAGAGGGCUUCCUGCUCCUCCCGGGCCCAGCCAGGCUCCUUUCUCAGUCCACUGCCUGACUUGACUGUUGGGAACCCUGUUUCCUGGCCCAGCACUCACAACCGAGGAGAUGCCGAGGCCCCCAGGACCUCAGGGGGUGGGUGCUGGGGUCUUCUCCAAUAAACAGGGUGCCAACCUCA